AUGCCCCCGAUGCAGUGCGACGGACAGCUGUACCGGAACACGCUGUACACGCUGCAGCACGAGGCGAGGGCGCUUGGAAAUGGCAACGUGCGGCGGCUGUGGGUGAUGAACAACGUUCUCAACGACAUGGAGCAGCAGCGUAUUGUGGACGCCAUCCUGAGCCACGGGUACUCGGAAGAGGUGCAGCAGCACAGCCGAGCAGCAGCGCAGCCGAGCAGCAGCGUAGCCGCGAAGCCGAGCAGCCGUGUAGCCGCGAAGCCGAGCAGCAGCGCAGCCGAGAAGCUGAGGGUGGUGUGUGGGGGGUGGGAAUAG
Closterium sp. Naga37s-1 is the source of this 312-nucleotide messenger RNA. NCBI's taxonomy places the organism in Eukaryota, Viridiplantae, Streptophyta, Zygnematophyceae, Desmidiales, Closteriaceae. The record is from the annotation of a GenBank genome assembly.